Messenger RNA from Aplysia californica (California sea hare), 704 nucleotides. Its product is annotated as allatostatin-A receptor-like. The record is from RefSeq and is a predicted model, not a curated record. Gene Ontology annotation, molecular function: G protein-coupled receptor activity. Bases 29 to 649 code for a protein of 206 amino acids. The transcript is spliced from 3 exons. Lineage: Eukaryota; Metazoa; Mollusca; Gastropoda; Aplysiida; Aplysiidae. Gene Ontology annotation, cellular component: membrane. Gene Ontology annotation, biological process: G protein-coupled receptor signaling pathway.
UAAAGGAUUUGCCUGUGGAUUCACUAUCAUGUCUUCUUUGACCACGCCCCCUACUGACGUCAUGGAUUCCGCUAUGAACAUCACGUCCAAUCAGUCGGAGCCCCUUGAUUACAGCGGUAUCGCCUACCAGGUCCUGAUCCCAACAGUGUGGGGCAUCAUCGUGUUUGUCGGAGCUGUGGGGAACGUCAUUGUCAUCUUCACUAUGUGCAAGCAUGGAGGGAGCUCUAUGCCAAGAACGGCCACCAACUGCUACAUCAUCAACGUGGCCCUGGCUGACCUGGCCUUCAUCAUCAUCGUGGUCCCCAUCACCACAGCGGCCUACGUGUCCGUCAACUGGGAGUACGGGGAGGCCAUGUGCAAACUCAACAUGUACAUCAUACAGGUUGGUACAUCAGAUUAUAUGUCGUGUUCUGUAUCACACAGUUUAUGUACAUUAUACAGGUUGGUACAUCAAAGUAUGUGUCGUGUUCUGUUGUACAGUUUCUGUACAUCAUACAGUUUCUGUACAUCAUACAGGUUGGUACAUCAAAUUAUGUGUGUUCUGUGUCACCCAGCUUAUGUCAUUGUACAUCAUACAGGUUGGUACAUUAUGUGUCGUAUUCUGUGCCACACCGUUUAUGUACAUCAUUUAGGCUGGUACUUCAAAUAAUUGUUAGGCAUGGUGGUGAAAUCAUGCACCCGUUGUUGUUGUUGCUGUUAGCGAU